AUGAAGGUAUCAGCAAGGAUGUUCCCUUCUGGAGGCUUCAGAGGAGAAUCUGUCUUCUCUCUGCUGGCAGUCCGCUUCUCUGGGAUCAUCCAAGGGGGUCUCCAGGAGGGACACUGCAUCACUGUCAUUGGUGCCGUUUUAGCCUCCAGUGGGACCAGGUUUGCUGUGAACUUUCAGAUUGGCCGCAGUGACAAUGACAUUGCCUUCCACUUCAACCCACGGUUUAAAGAGGGCGGGUACAUGGUCUGCAACACGAAGCAGCAAGGACGCUGGGGGCAGGAGGAGAGGAAGACGCACCUGCCCUUACAGAGGGGGAGUCCUUUUGAGCUCAGCUUCCUGGUGCGGAGGUGGCAUUUCCAGGUGACAGUCAACAGGAGCCUCUUUGUGCAGUACUCACACCGUGUGCCCUUCCACCGCGUGGACACCCUCUCUGUCACCGGCAUUGUGCAGCUGUCCUCCAUCAGCUUCCAGACACAAUCAAUCAUCCACAGGGUGUUGAGCGCCUCUCAGCAGAUGUGCCCGAAUCCCUUAGUCCCACCUCCGGCAUAUCCCAACCCAGCCUACACGCUGCCUUUCUUCACCAGCAUCCCGGGUGGGCUGUACCCCUCCAAGAGCAUCAUCGUCUGGGGCACCGUCCUGCCCAGUGCUCAGAGGUUCCACAUCAACCUGCGCUCUGGGAGUGACAUCGCCUUCCACCUGAACAUUCGUUUCGAUGAGAACGCCGUGGUCCGCAACACGCAGAUCAACGGCUCUUGGGGGCCUGAGGAGCGAAGCCUGUCAGGAAAAAUGCCCUUCACCCAGGGCCAGAGCUUCUCAGUGUGGAUCCUGUGUGAAGGCCACUGCCUCAGGGUGGCCGUGAAUGGUGGGCACCUGUGUGAAUACCACCACCGCCUGAGGAACCUGCCUGCCAUCAAAUACCUGGAGGUGGGGGGCGACAUCCAGCUGAGCCACUUGCAGACAUAGGUGGGAUCCCUGCCCUGGGGACGGGGCUGGGGCAUGUUGCUGUCCAGACUGCUCAUCACCUCCACCUUCCCCGUCCCUGCCCCAGCCAAGCCCUUCCCAGCCUGCCGAGGAUCUCUGCUGGGGAGACCCCGUCCUUGUCUGGCCCUGCUGAGGCUGCAGCCAGCCUGGAGUGGCGAGGGCAGCUGGCUGGGACUGCCUCCCUCGGUUGGGGCGGGACCUGGGGCUCCAGCAGCCCAAGUCCUACCAUCCGAGGAGAGGGGUGGUCCGUGCAGGCUGAAGCCCUGUGGUCAGUCCCCUCGGCAGAAAGGGAGGUCCUGGGCCUUCCCAAGCACCCGGCCCAGGCCUACACCCCAUCUGCCCUUCAACGACAUUCCCACCCCACUCAGCUCCACCUCAGUCUCAGGCCACCAGC
This is a messenger RNA of Ceratotherium simum simum (southern white rhinoceros), 1375 nucleotides long. Its product is annotated as galectin-9-like. Gene Ontology annotation, molecular function: carbohydrate binding; galactoside binding. NCBI's taxonomy places the organism in Eukaryota, Metazoa, Chordata, Mammalia, Perissodactyla, Rhinocerotidae. The record is from RefSeq and is a predicted model, not a curated record. Gene Ontology annotation, biological process: negative regulation of type II interferon production; positive regulation of gene expression; negative regulation of CD4-positive, alpha-beta T cell proliferation. Gene Ontology annotation, cellular component: nucleus; cytosol.